AGGGUGUAGAGGAAGCACACACACUCACUCUGCUCUCUCACUAGGAGGAGGAGUCGGAGGAGCAGCUGCAGCGGCGGCGGCCUGAGCGAUAGGAUGUCCCGACAUGAAGGUGUCAGCUGUGAUGCAUGUUUAAAAGGAAACUUUAGAGGCCGACGAUACAAGUGCUUAAUUUGCUACGAUUACGAUCUGUGUGCGUCUUGCUAUGAAAGUGGUGCAACGACGACAAGGCAUACAACUGACCAUCCAAUGCAGUGCAUAUUGACAAGGGUAGACUUUGAUUUAUACUAUGGUGGGGAAGCCUUCUCUGUAGAACAGCCACAGUCUUUUACUUGUCCUUAUUGCGGUAAAAUGGGCUAUACAGAGACCUCGCUACAAGAGCAUGUGACUUCAGAGCAUGCAGAGACAUCAACAGAAGUGAUUUGUCCAAUAUGUGCAGCAUUACCAGGGGGAGAUCCAAAUCACGUCACAGAUGAUUUUGCUGCCCAUCUUACACUUGAACACAGAGCUCCCAGGGAUCUAAUAUCCUUUUUUUCUAUUUUCUAUGAUGAAUCCAGUGGCGUUCGGCACGUACGAAGGAUGUUUCACCCUGGCCGAGGGUUAGGAGGGCCACGAGCUCGCAGAUCAAACAUGCACUUUACUAGCAGUUCCACUGGAGGGCUUUCAUCCUCACAGAGCUCGUAUUCACCAAGCAAUAGGGAAGCCAUGGAUCCUAUAGCUGAGUUAUUAUCUCAAUUAUCAGGCGUUAGGCGUUCAACGGGUGGUCAGCUUAACUCCUCGGGGCCUUCUGCCUCUCAGCUGCAACAGCUACAAAUGCAGUUACAAUUAGAGCGGCAGCAGGCACAGGCAGCGCGGCAACAACUAGAAACGGCACGUAACGCCACCAGACGCAACAAUGCAAGUAGUGUCACUACCACCAUUACUCAAUCAACAGCAGCAACCAACACAUCCAAUACGGACAACAAUCAGCAAACUAUACAGAAUUCACAGUUUCUCCUCACAAGACUGAAUGAUCCGAAGAUGACAGAAGCCGAGCGACAGUCAAUAGAAAGUGAACGCGCAGAUCGCAGCCUCUUUGUCCAGGAGCUGUUGCUUUCUACAUUGAUGCGGGAAGAAAGCUCCUCCUCAGAUGAGGAUGAGCGGGGGGAAAUAGCCGAUUUUGGGGCUAUGGGUUGUGUAGAUAUAAUGCCUUUAGAUGUUGCGUUAGAAAACUUAAAUCUCAAAGAGAGUAAUAAAGGAAACGAGCCUCCGCCACCUCCUCUUUGAUGACAUCCCCCUUUGCAGACAAUGUCCUCUGUGCUGUAACUGCCAAUGAAAGUGGACAAACGACUAUCUUUGGGUUUGUUUUGGUGAUUGUAAUUUCCAGUCUGUCACUCUUGUUACAUUGUGUACAUUCAAAAAAGUAAAAAAAAAAUGUAAAAAAAUUGAAAAAGAGACAGAAGCAAAUAUAUAUGACAAAAUCACUUAACUAAUUUUUACUUCUAGCAAAUAUACAUAGGUAGCAGUUCCAGAGGCAGCCGUCUGCUUCCUGUACCUUGACGUAAACAAAAAUAAAGCUCUCCUAAUCUCCCACAUUCAAACUGAAGAGGAAAAUCUAUAUGGAUAAAAAAAAUCUAAUGAAGCUGCUGUGUGUAUUUAUGAAUAUUAAUUAAUAAAAACUGCUUGGAUGGUUUACCAUAACUACUGCAUGAGGUUUUUUGCAGCGUGCAUGAGUUUUUAGUGACAUUGUCAUUAAGGGGGAAAAAAAAAAGACAUAUGAAACAGACUUAAGUUCCAAGACUGUUAAACCGUAAAUCCCAAAGCUUUCCUAAACAUUAUUCAAAAGGUUACAGCACCUGACGACAUGCAACGUUAACCUAAACUAGUGGGGUUCAGCCUUGGAUCUUUUGAAUAAUGUACGAUUAUUUUAUGUGAGUGAAAAGCAAGUUCUGCAGUGGCGUUAACUGUAUGUCUGCUUGGAUUUUCAUGUGACAAUUUCUCUAAAAUGCCAUCAUAUGCAGUUGCCACUAGAAGGUUGUUUUACUAAAUUAUAAAUAGUUAAAAAAAAAUAAAAAUCUUAUAGAUUUGUUGUGUAUUUUGCUAAGUAUACGGAUAAGGCAUUAUUUAAUCAUUAGAUGGCAGCUUUGUCCUUUUCUUUUUUUCUAGAACUAAGAAAUGCGUGAGACUUCUAUCUGCAGAAGAGAAUAAGUAUAUAUGUUGCCUGUAGAAGCCAAUGAAAUAAGUCUUUCAUUUUCUAGCUUGAACUGGAAAAUGACAGCUGGAAUUUGGUGAUGAGCAACAUAUGCACUUUCUUUUAGACACCUUUGAAAAUGUGAGGUCUAAUAUAUUGGCUGAUCUGAGCAAUCUAACUCGAUCUCGACCAAGUCAGUAAAAGCAAAUAUGCAAAAUUUACUCCAUAGAGACCUUCUUUUAAUUCCAGUUUAAAAUUGAAAUACAAUAUUAUAUUGACAUUACAGUCAGGCCGCUGUCAGAAAUUGCAAUAUAUGUGAUCCUUCAAGCAAACCUUGUUCUGUGUUUAAUUUUUUUUUUUUUCUUCAUGUGGUUGUAAACAAAGCCUUUUCAACUGUUUAAUUUGUUUUAUCCAGGUGUAGAUUAUUUCAUUUAAAUGCUGUUUAAAGGCAAACGUUAGCCCAGAUUAUGUUGUCUUAGUUUAAAAAAAAAAAAAAAAUCAUUUUCACAUUCUUAAUUCUAUUUUCCUGAGUUCUCUUAUUUAUGUAUUUGCUUCUUAGUUUGCAAAGAUUGUCCACAAAAAGGAGAGCAUGAGGAUUUUUCCUCCCAGGCUUUGUCGGUAUAUAAUACAUAAUUCCUAAUGCUAUUGUUAGCACUUUUUUUUAUUUAUUGUUACUUUUUUUUGAUUUUUCUUUUGGUAUACAAGUAAAAAGCCUUUGAUUAAAAAUCAUGCCACCUUCAUGCCUAUACUAUUAUUCCUAUAUGAAAAUUAUGUACAGUGUUCAGUGUACAGUGCAUAGAAUUUCAUAAAGGUCCCAACACAGUGGGUAGCAGGUACAUUUUUUUUUUUUUUUUUGUUAAGCAAUGAAAAGUUAGAAUAUAAACAAAAUAAAAGGACAAAGGAGUA
Messenger RNA from Nanorana parkeri, 3073 nucleotides. It is a transcript of the gene KCMF1, whose product is annotated as potassium channel modulatory factor 1. Gene Ontology annotation, molecular function: zinc ion binding. The transcript is spliced from 7 exons. NCBI's taxonomy places the organism in Eukaryota, Metazoa, Chordata, Amphibia, Anura, Dicroglossidae. Gene Ontology annotation, biological process: synaptic signaling. Gene Ontology annotation, cellular component: plasma membrane. The record is from RefSeq and is a predicted model, not a curated record. Bases 94 to 1263 code for a protein of 389 amino acids.